AUGUCCGUGAUCGAUACCUCGGCUUGGUUCCAGCCACAAAUCGGCUCUCGCCUGAAACCAAGCAUCCAGUUCGUCUUCCGCGAAUGGAGCCACCUGGCCGACGAAGAAUUAGCAUCGCACCUACAUCGUAUCCGCGAUCAGGCAUGGCCGCUGGGAGAGUUCCCCUGUGUCGGCCUCUGGAUGUUUCUACUACCCGGCAUCUCAGCCUUUCCUCAAUUCCCCGACAUCCUUAAGACUGGACGACGGGCCGAGGCCAUCAUUCUCGAUCUGGGAUGUGGACUCGGCCAGGAUCUACGAUUACUUGCCGCUCACGGCGUUCCAACGGAGCGCAUGUGGGCGCUAGACAUCCAGGCCCAUCUGUGGGGGCUGGGUUAUCAGCUCUUUCGUGAUGAGGGGCGCAUGAAGGCAGCGUUCAUCCACGCCGAUUUUCAGCAAGCAAGUGUUGCAGAAGAUCCCCGGUUUGCCGCGCUGAGGGGCCAGGUGGACCUAGUGCUGGCUUCGCAGUUCCUACACCUGUUCGAUUGGGAAGGCCAGAUAGCGGCGAGUAAGAAGAUUGUCAGCCUAUCGAAGCCAGGCACUGUGAUAGUAGGAUUCCAGCAGGGACGCAAACGUGCACGAGCCUAUAUUCGGCCAUGGGGCAUGAUGUUCUAUCAUAACCGGGAUUCAUUACUGCAAAUGUGGGAUAUGGUCCAGGAGCAGACGCAGACACGGUGGACAAUCGUUGUUAGCGUGGUUGCAUUGCAGGAGUGGGGUAUGCAGGAUGAGGAUUUGGAAUGGAUGCCCGAAGAUCGCAUGGGGAUCAACUUUGUGAUUACGCGAGAGUCAUGA
Penicillium expansum is the source of this 828-nucleotide messenger RNA. Its product is annotated as class I SAM-dependent methyltransferase. Lineage: Eukaryota; Fungi; Ascomycota; Eurotiomycetes; Eurotiales; Aspergillaceae. Bases 1 to 828 code for a protein of 275 amino acids. The record is from RefSeq and is a predicted model, not a curated record. The transcript is spliced from 2 exons.